CGAAAAUCUGAACUAGAAGAAACGGUAUCGAAAGAUGGAAGAGGAAGAAAAGAUGUUAUUGAAGGAAAAAGAAAAGAAAAUAAGUAAUCGUUAUUGUUCGGUUCCUCAGUGUCGAAGCAGAAAGACGAAGGAUAUAUCCCUUCACUUCUUCCCUCGCAACUCUGUUCUUAAAUUUAAAUGGGCGGAAGUAUUGAAAAUUGUAAAACCCAUCUCACCCUUUAUGUAUGUUUGCAGUUUGCAUUUCAAGAAGGAUGACUUCAUUCUCCCAGAUUUUCCCACAAAGAAGAAAUUUUUGAAAAAGAAUGCUAUUCCAUCUCAAAAUUUACCAAAUGAAAGUAGCAAUAAUCAUAAGAAAACAAGGGACAGCAAAAUUGAUAAAGCAGUACAACCAAUUAAGAAGAAUAAUCAUAAAUCGGACACACCUCGGAAGUGUGCAGUCCCUGGAUGCAAUACAAAUCACAUGGGUGGACCCACAUUAUGGACUUUUCGUUUUCCCAAAGACAAUAAACUGAAACGUGUUUGGGAGAAACAAAUGCAGAGAGAGAAUUUUCGAGCCAAAAGCAAUUCUUACGUUUGCAUUAAACAUUUUCCGGACGAAUUUCUAAUAACAGAAGAGAAAUUCAAGUGCGACGACGGUUCGUUUAUUGUGGUUAAAAAGGAGAAACCCAGACUGAAACAUUGUGCGUAUCCGACUAUUUUUAGCGAUCUUGAACUUGAUAUUGAUGAGCCGCCUGCACAGAAGAUGUUGAACGAAAGUAAGAAAGAAAAACCGAGAAAAGGUAAGCAAAAGAAGAAGAAAUCUAAAAAGAAAGUUUCAAAAUUGCAUAGCNGUAUUCCAGCAAGACAGUGCUUGACUACAUGUUGCAAGGCAAACUCUCACCAUCCUGAACAGAAUUUACAUCCUUUCCUGGCUGGCAGCCUCACUGGCUCUCUCUCCUAUCAAACACCUCUGGGACCUCAUCUGAUGUAA
Messenger RNA from Centruroides sculpturatus (bark scorpion), 970 nucleotides. RefSeq lists its product as uncharacterized. The record is from RefSeq and is a predicted model, not a curated record. Lineage: Eukaryota; Metazoa; Arthropoda; Arachnida; Scorpiones; Buthidae. Bases 35 to 970 code for a protein of 311 amino acids. Gene Ontology annotation, molecular function: sequence-specific DNA binding. The transcript is spliced from 4 exons.